AUGAGCAUUCUAAUGCUUCCAUGGUUAGCUCAUGGUCACGUAUCACCCUACCUAGAGCUAGCCAAGAGGCUGGCGGAGAAAAAUUUCCACGUCUACUUCUGCUCAACCCCGGCAAAUCUCGUCUCUAUCAAAACCAAAAUACCUAACAAAUAUUCUGAUCACGAAAAUCACUCUCUUGGCAUUAUUGAACUUGUGGAGCUUCAUCUUCCCGAGCUACCCGACCUUCCUCGCCAUUACCACACCACAAAUGGCCUCCCACCACAUCUCAUGCCGACUCUCAAGAAGGCCUUCGACAUGUCAAGCCCGUCUUUCGAGAAAAUCCUCGAUGAUCUCGAGCCGGAGUUGCUCAUUUACGACUUUCUUCAGCCAUGGGCUCCGACGCUGGCUUCUCAGAGGAACAUUCCCGCGGUCGAGUUCUUGAGCUGCAGUGCGAGCAUGACUUCGUUUUGUCUUCAUUGGAGGAGCAAAAGAGGCGUUGAGUUUCCUUUUCCGACGAUUCAUUUGAAGGGUUAUGAAGUUAGUGGCUUCAACAAUCUGCUUGAGUCGUCGGCGAAUGAUGUCAAGGACAAAGAUAGGGUACGGCGGUGCAGUGAACAAUCUUGCACUAUUGUUUUGGUGAAGUCUUUUUCUGAUGUUGAAGACAAAUACAUCGACUAUCUUUCUGUUCUGUUGGGUAAAAAGAUUGUGCCGGUCGGUUCGCUUGUUGAUGAUGGCAAAGAUUCCAACGAUUUACAAGAUUAUAAUAAUGUGAUAAAAUGGCUCGAUAGCAAGGAAAAGUCUUCGGUGGUGUUUGUCUCCUUUGGAAGCGAGUAUUUUCUGUCCAAAGAUGAGAUGAGAGAGAUAGCUUAUGGUUUAGAACUCAGUGGAGUGAGUUUCAUUUGGGUUGUUAGAUUCCCAGUGGGAGAGAAAAUGAACAUUGAAGAAGCCUUACCAAAUGGUUUUCUCAAAAGGGUUGAAAGAAAGGGAAUGAUAAUAGAGAAAUGGGCACCCCAAAGAGAAGUUCUCAAGAGCAAAAGCAUUGGCGGGUUUGUGAGCCAUUGCGGUUGGAGCUCUGUAAUGGAGAGCAUGAAAUUUGGGGUUCCUAUAAUAGCAAUGCCAAUGCAUCUUGACCAGCCUAUUAACGCAAGAUUGGUGGAGGAGGUUGGUGUAGGUUUUGAGGUUGAGAGAGACGAGAACGGGAGGAUUCAGAGUGAGGAAUUGGCGAAGGCGGUUCGAAAGGUGGUGUUGGAAAAAAGCGGGGAGAGUGUGAGGAACAAGGCAGUGGAAAUGGGGGAGAAAAUGAGGAGGAGAGGAGAUGAAGAGAUGGAAGAAGUGGUGAAGGAGCUUGUGCAACUUUGUGGGAAAGAAAACUUGCAGUUCAAUGUGUAG
Molecule: messenger RNA, 1368 nt
Organism: Morus notabilis
Lineage: Eukaryota; Viridiplantae; Streptophyta; Magnoliopsida; Rosales; Moraceae
Product: beta-D-glucosyl crocetin beta-1,6-glucosyltransferase
Exons: 2
Coding region: 1-1368 (455 amino acids)
Molecular function (GO): UDP-glycosyltransferase activity
Source: RefSeq, a predicted model, not a curated record